CUGUGUGACCUGCCGAGUAUCUGCGUGUCAGGGACGGCGCGGACCCCUGGGCCCCACUUCUCCGCAGACCUUCUCCUGCGGCCUUCCGGGGUCCCUGCGGUUGGCAGCGGCGGGAGCCCUCAUCUCUGACUCCUGGGGUUUUCCUACAUGCCCGUUUUCCUCAAAAUGAGUGUUAGUAUUGCCUUCUUAAGACCUUUUGCCAAAUUUUUGGUGCCAUUUACCCUUCAAAGGAAGAGAAGGGUUUUAUAUUCAACAAUUCUGCAGAGAUACAUGUCUUCCAAAAUACCUGCUGUGCCCUUUCCUAAUAAGGAGAGUACAUCACCUCCUGAACAGCUGGAAUUGGAUGGGUGGAAAGUUACAAUGAAAGCUAGUGUGCAAGAUGUUUCAACAGGCUCAAGUUGCAAGGAUGAAGAUCCUCUAGCUGCCACCAGGGAGUUAAUUGAGAUGUGGAGAUUGCUUGGCAGAGAAGUACCAGAACACGUCAGUGAAGAAGAGCUCAAAACCCUGAUGGAAUGUGUUUCUAAAUCAUCAAAAAAAAAAUACUUAAAAUAUUUAUAUGUUAAGGAAAAAAUGAAAAAAGCAAAGCAAAUAAAAAAGGAAAUGAAAGCAGCAGCAAAGGAAAAAGCCAGAAAAGACCAGCUGCCAGAAACCACUAAGGAAGAUAAACAGCAAAACUUUCUAUUUCUACGACUUUGGGAUAGGAAUAUGGAAAUUGCAAUGGGCUGGAAGGGUGCCCAGGCCAUGCAGUUUGGACAGCCUUUGGUUUUUGACAUGGAUUAUGAUGAUUAUAUGAAACCAAAAGAACUGCAGAAUACUGUUUCCCAACUUUUAGAAAGUGAAGGGUGGAACAGAAGAAAUGUUGAUCCUUUCCAUCUUUAUUUCUGCAAUCUUAAAAUGGAUGGUGCUUAUCACCGAGAGUUAGUUAAACGUUAUGGAGAAAAAUGGAACAAAUUGCUUUUAACAGCAACAGAAAAGUCUCACGUAGAUUUAUUUCCAAAGGACAGUAUUAUAUAUUUAACUGCAGAUUCUCCCAAUGUUAUGACUACUUUCAAGCAUGACAAAAUUUAUGUAGUGGGAUCUUUUGUUGAUAAGGAUAUGCAGUCAGGCACAUCCCUAGCCAAAGCAAAACGGCUGAAGCUGGCAACAGAAUGCCUUCCGUUAGAUAAAUAUUUACAGUGGGACACUGGUACCAAAAAUCUCACCUUAGAUCAAAUGAUGCGUAUUUUGUUAUGUCUGAAAAACACUGGUAGUUGGGAAGAGGCUCUGAAGUUUGUUCCUAAGAGAAAACAUACUGGUUUUCUGGAGAUUUCUCAGCAUUCUCAAGAGAUUGUGAACAGAUUAAAGAAGUCAAAGACUUUUAAUUCAUUUCCAAAAGGCUCUCUAAAUAUACGCACAUAGAAAAGGUGACUUGAAUGAGAAUAUUUGAUAGCUUUAAAAGUAAAUGGAUUAGAAAUACAGUUCUAUUAGUCUAUUUCUUCCUGAAUGGAAUUCACUUGCUCUUUCUUUUAAAGGUUGUCUUUCUAAACUAACUGAAGUAUUGUGUCUUUCCCCAAUUAAUUAAAUAUCUGCAAACUUUGAAAAUACAUUUUGUUUACUAUAAAAAGAAACAAUAAGCUUAGUAAAAAGAGUUAUCCAAGCUUGAUGAGUCCAGUAAAACAGCUGUACCAUUGGUGUGGCUUUUUUAUGAAUACUUUUGAGUCUCAGAUUCCAUUUUCCUUCUUGAAUGUUCUUUUAGCCAUGUCAACAACUAUCCUAUAUCCUUGAUAUAGAAAAGAUUUCUAAAUUUCAGGUGGUGGUUCACUUAUUAAGUAACAUUUGGUACAGAGCUGGGCAUGUCAUAGGCAUUAAGGUAUAUUGUUUAACUGAAUCUCUGUUUAACAAAAAGACAUCCUUUGGUAUGUUAUGGGAUUUGGCUAUAUAAUGAAAAAUGGGUUUGGGGGGAUAAAACUCAUUUCUUGUUCUCGUAGAAAAAAAGGGUUUAUCUGAUGAAUGUUACAUACAGCACUUCCCUAUUGCAGGGUAGAUGGCUUUCUUUUCUAGGAAAUACUUCCUUUUCUCCAGUCAUGUGAUUUGAAUGGAGCUGCCAUAUUUUUACCUUGCUCCCCUGGCCACAGCUGAUUAUCCCAAAGGAGACACCUCACUCAAGCUUAGAGAUGGGCAUCUGACUUUAAGAUAGGCCAGUCAGAACCCUUUUCCAGGAUUUUUGGAGUUGAGAACUCUGAUAGCCUGUAUUAGUUCCUUUCUGGUGGUGGACUUUGACAGAUAGGAAGCUCUGGAAUUUGUGGUGGCAAUGUCCUUUUCCUUGAAGGAAGCCAGGCUGUAAUAGGAGAGAGUGAAGCUUACAUACAGAAAUAAGAGCAAUCUCUGGAGCUUCCAAUUGUCUCUGAGGUCCAGCUAUAGAUUUGCUUUUAGCAUUUAUUGGUUGUUCAAACCUCAUGGGAUACCCUGGUGUCCCUCUAAUAAAGUCUUCUUUUGCCUAAGCCAGUUUGAGUUGG
Diceros bicornis minor is the source of this 2495-nucleotide messenger RNA. RefSeq names its product tRNA methyltransferase 10C, mitochondrial RNase P subunit (gene TRMT10C). Gene Ontology annotation, biological process: positive regulation of mitochondrial translation; mitochondrial tRNA 5'-end processing. NCBI's taxonomy places the organism in Eukaryota, Metazoa, Chordata, Mammalia, Perissodactyla, Rhinocerotidae. The record is from RefSeq and is a predicted model, not a curated record. The transcript is spliced from 2 exons. Gene Ontology annotation, cellular component: nucleoplasm; nucleus; mitochondrion. Bases 148 to 1398 code for a protein of 416 amino acids. Gene Ontology annotation, molecular function: tRNA binding.